Molecule: messenger RNA, 4304 nt
Organism: Odocoileus virginianus texanus
Lineage: Eukaryota; Metazoa; Chordata; Mammalia; Artiodactyla; Cervidae
Source: RefSeq, a predicted model, not a curated record
AUGGAGGAGCAGCCGCCGCCGCCGCCGGUCCGCCCGCCAGUGAGCACGGCCUUAUCGGGCAGCCCACACUCCGGCGCCCCCUCCCCGGCCGGCACGCCUGGCGGGACCUCCUCCGCGGCGACUGCGGCGGCCGUGCUUUCCUUCAGCACCGCGGCCGCCGCGGCGCUGGGGAACCGGAGCGACGUGAGCGGGGCCGACAGCACUGGCGCCGCGGCUGGCGGACCCGAGGCGGCGCCGCUGCUGUCGCACGGGGCGGCGGUGGCGGCCCAGGCGCUGGUCCUCCUGCUCAUCUUCCUGCUGUCUAGCCUGGGCAACUGCGCCGUGAUGGGGGCCAUCGUGAAGCACCGGCAGCUCCGCACUGUCACCAACGCCUUCAUCCUGUCCCUGUCCCUGUCAGAUCUGCUCACGGCGCUGCUCUGCCUGCCCGCCGCCUUCCUGGACCUCUUCACGCCGCCGGGGGGCUCGGCGCCUGCCGCCGCCGCCGCCUCGGGGCCCUGGAGCGGCUUCUGCGCGGCCAGCCGCUUCUUCAGCUCGUGCUUCGGCAUCGUGUCCACGCUCAGCAUGGCCCUCAUCUCCCUGGACCGCUACUGCGCCAUCGUGCGGCCGCCGCGGGAGAAGAUCGGGCGGCGCCGCGCGCUACAGCUGCUGGCGGGCGCCUGGCUGGCGGCCCUGGGUUUCUCCAUGCCCUGGGAGCUGCUCCUCGCGCCCGGGGAGGCCCCGGCGGCGGCGCAGAGCUUCCACCGCUGCCUGUACCGGACGUCUCCGGACCCCGCGCAGCUGGGCGCGGCCUACAGCGUGGGGUUGGUGGUGACCUGUUACCUGCUGCCCUUCCUACUCAUGUGCUUCUGCCAUUACCACAUCUGCAAGACCGUGCGCCUGUCGGACGUGCGCGUGCGGCCUCUGACCACCUACGCGCGCGUGCUGCGCUUCUUCAGCGACGUGCGCACGGCCACCACCGUGCUCAUCAUGAUCGUCUCCGUCAUCUGCUGCUGGGGGCCCUACUGCUUCUUGGUGCUGCUGGCCGCCGCCCGGCGGGCCCAGGCCGCGCAGUCUCCCUCUCUCCUCAACGUGGUGGCCGUCUGGCUGACCUGGGCCAACGGGGCCAUCAACCCUGUCAUCUAUGCCGUUCGCAACCCCAACAUUUCCAUGCUUCUAGGGCGCAACCGGGAAGAGGGUUACAGGACUAGGAACGUGGACGCUCUCCUGCCCAACCAGGGCCUGGCUCUGCAGGCUGGAAGCCUCAAUCCCCUACGAAACCGCUAUACCAACCGCCUGGGGGCCUGCAGCACGAUAUCCUCUUCCAACCCAACCAGCGGGGUGGCAGGGGAUAUGGCCAUGUGGGCUCGCAAAAAUCCAGUUGUGCUUUUCUGUCGGGAGGGACCACCAGAUCCUGUGACAGCAGCGGCUAAACAAUCUGGAGCCGGGGAUACCAGCCUCUAAGGAGGGCUGGGAUGCACAGUUUAUGAAGGCAGAUUUCCACCCACUUCUAUUGACUAUCGGGGAGAAUCGUGCAUUUCAUAAAGCCAAGCGUUUAAAAAAGAGACAGGGGAAGGCUUACCCCUUCCCUCCAAACAACAUAACAAGACAAUGUCCUUUCCUUCAGAAGUGCCAAAAGGAAUGUAAAAUGCAAAAAUUAAAACGAUCUUACACCACACAACCAAGCAUUGUGAACUGUCAGUGCCCAAAAUGACAAAAAUAAAAUUCACAAUUACUGAAAAGCUCAUAUUACAGGAAUCACACUGUGAAACAAACCAAAAAACUCAUUGAAUGAGACUGGUAUUUGUUCAUAUACAGAGUUCCGGGAAAGAAUGAAGACCUUAAGAACUGCUUGAAGGCCCCUCUAAAUCACCAGCAUUCAAGGGAACUUCAGAUUUCUAGAACCUGCACCUCUGACACAUGCCUAGGGUGCUUAGGAGUAGAAAUGUUUAUCUGGCUUUACAACUUUGGUGCAUUUCCUUCCCACUCCCACCCCAUAAUCUUUGUGGGAAAUUUUAAAUUCAUAUCCCGUUUAAAACCAUUUUAGGAUUUUGAAGGUGGUUUAUUACUAUAAAAUUCAACCCUUUGAGGGGCGAACAGAAGUGUGAACAUAAAUGUGGAUAAUUUUUAAAGUAUUUUGAGAUUAUAUUUACAAAUUAGUGUGCCACAUCAACCACCACCCCACCCCCCCCAAAUAUUUGCCUUGGAAGUUUUGAGACUUUCACCUUACUCUAACCUGCUACUUUUGUUUCUAAUGAUUUAGAGGUGCCACUCUCAGAAAUCUUUCACAUUCUUAAAUGAUUUUCAUGGUAGAAAGUCUUUGCAUUUGAAGUAAAUUUGAUUUUUGGAUGCAGCCAAAAAUGUAAUUUGAAAUCAAGUUGAUUGAAUCAUGUGAAUAAUGCAUAUAUACAUAAUAGGAGAACUCUAUGAAGUAAUCGACUUGGCUAUCCUAUGUAGCUUUCAACUAAUCGAAAAUGAUUCAAAAGAGGAAUUCAAAAAAUAUAUUGAGAAGUGGAUGCAUUCUUGGAAUGAGCAUAAGGCUCUCCAAGAAGAUCGUGUUCUCCUACAUUUGGAAGUUUGGAUCCCUGAAAAGAACCACUGAGGAAGAGAAGUUGUGGUACUGUCAUCAUCACCAGCACCAUGAUCAUCACCACCAUCUACUGGUUUUAUUUUGUAUGUCAUGUGGAACAACUUCCUGGAGUGCUGAGGAUACUAAAGGGCAAUACAGCACUUGGCCUGGGGACUUCACAGGCUGUUGUGACAACCCGAUGUGAUGUGAUGUGAAAGGGCUCUGAAAGGAUCAAGUGCUUCCAUGAAAAAUAAGGAAAACAACUGGACAUGAAAAUGGUGGACUCCCCAAAGCUGAAGCAUUCUUCUCCAAACAGGAAGCUGAUUGAGGUUGUCUGGGAGACUCUCUAUUAGGCAAAUAUCACUCCUCCUCUCCAUUGAAGGGAGCGACUCGUGGGCUCAACGGUGCUCGCGCUUGGAGGGGGCUUUGGAUGAACAACUGUAUCAACUACAUCCGUAAAAGGCGGAAGAGGCCCUCUAGUCACAAUGCCCAAGAGGAGACACAAGCAUGGGCAACCAUCUGGGGAGGUGAACGCUGCCUGCUUGGUAUUUAAUUCAGAAUCCUGUCCCAGAAAUGGCCCUUUAGCCGCACUAUGGAAAGUGACUACUAACAGGACCUUUUCACAACUUAAAAAUGGGGACGAGAGAGGGCCAGUGUUCAUUAGCUGGGUUUGCUGGCUCAUGUCCAACUAGUGGAGGGGCUGAAAGGGAGGAUACUGCUCUGGGAGGAAGUGUGGCUGCCACACCCAGGGUUUGUCCCAACAUGGACAAUGCUCCCAACGUGGAGCCAUUGCUCCCACUCCCCUCGAGGGCCCCUUAGACUUGAAGUGCUGUAUGCUCUGUCAUAACAAUUAUUAAAAUUUGGGAGGGCAAAUUUUAUCAUCUCAGCAUUAAACACCUUCGGGGCAGGAUUACCUACUGAGCAUGAGAACCAUAAGAGAAGAAAAAUUUUACCUCUUAGCUGUGGUUCCACUGACUCCCCCAAUCCUGCUAUAAUGGAACAAUGCAUCCCAUCUUGCAUAAUGUUUGAUUAUGCAGCCAACACACCUGCUGACUCUAGCACUGACAAGAGUGAUGCUCUUUGAAAAAGAGGACUAAUGAGGUUUAGGCUGCACAUUUUUAUUUCAAAUACUUGGUCCCAAUCCCUAGUCUUUUUAUAUCAAUAAACCCACUAGAGAUAGAACCCACUGGGACAGAGCUACACAGAGUUGGGCUCUGUUACUGAAUUUGAUAACACAUUUAAAAUGCUUGCUUUCUCUGUCUCUUACUUUCUCUCUUCUGCGUCCUCCAAAGUCAGAGUUUGCAGAGAAGGGUUCAAGUCACUAAACUCCUUGGAUUUUACCAGCCUUGGAGUACCAGUGGUGAGACUGCCUUUCUGCUCAAUGGACAAAAUGUGAUAUGAGGAAAGGAAAUGCUUCAGCAUCUUGUGGACUAGCUUUUCAACACAUUGACUAUCGGGGCGAGUGCUAGUGUAUGCCACUGGUGUGAAUGCGUCACUUGGAUAGGGAAAAGGAAGUCCGUGUGCCAGCAUAAUGCAAGAGUAGUGGCCAGGAGUAUGACUGUUUUCUCAAAGCAUCCAACUUUAACUUGCUAAUUUUGAAGGAGGAGAAAAGUUCCAACCAUUCUGUGAGUUGUUGUCAUGGUGAUGGGCAUGACCCCCAAGUUACUUGAUGCUAAGUGUUGAUAUCAAAGACAUAUUGAGAGAUUCAUCAAUAGCUGGCCUGUUAACAUUUCAUAACAUGAACAUCUACAAUGGUCAA